AUAUUUACUUAUUAUAAUUACAUAUCUUCCAGUUUGUUUAUGCAUAGUGCACAUCUUCAUUGUAUAGUGGUUACACAUUUCUGAUGACAGAUGUGUGAUUCGAUUCUCCCAAAAUCUGAUUGCAAUUGUGUGCCGCGUGUUACGAUGAUUAGAAUUGUCGACGCCACCUGCGCGUCAUGCUUGCAAAAUCCAUCACUUGCAUCUCGUCAUUUGAUAGUAGAUUCCUUUCAACAUAUAUUGCCAACUGUCCAACCGUUUGAGAAAUAUAUACACUGUGCAAUUUAAUUCACAAAAUAAGCCGUCGCAAAAUAUUAGUGAUCCUCUUUUGUAAACAAAGAUUGAUGUAAUAUGCCUCUAAAUUACAAUUAGCGAUUAUUCGACUAUUCUAUCCUUUGGACGUCGGUGUUGUAUAGAGUGUUGUCGUGUAAAAUCUCUUUGAUUGUCAGCGCUGAUUCUAUGCGAAGAUCCUUGUACGUAGUGUGGAAUAAACGUCUCCUUAGCAAUCUUCAAUCGAGCCAUACCAAUAAGCUGUUUUCGUUGCGAUGUGUAGAAUACAUUACAUUGAUGACCAAUAUUACAUUUAUUAUUUCAGUUAUACACUUGUUUAUUUCGAUAAAUUACACUUCUGUUCCAAACUCUGAAGUUUUUGUUUAUUGUCUUGUUUGAUGAAUUCCGAAGACAUUAAAUAGUUUAGUCUGAUUAUUGGGCGCUUUAAUCCAGCGUUGAUUAACGCAGGCGAUACGUUGUCGCCGUGUUUGUAAUGCUUCAACAACUUGCACUUUGUUGCGAUGAACUUGCACAGUCGCUUAUUGAUGUUUCCUUUCUUUGUAUGAAUAUUCUUGAAUCACGUACGAGAGAGUAUUAGAUGAAAAUCGUCCGGUGGUCCACCACAAUAGAUAUGUUCGUUGAGUUUCAAUUAAUAAUAAUAACCGAGGGUUUACGUUGCGAGACAACUGAGAUCAUGAGCGACGCCACAGCGGUGAGUUUCAAUAAGUGAUGAUACAUCAGACCUUGUACGACAAUAUUGGACUUCUGUUCAUUCGACAUCAUUGCAAGAACUGGUAGAAGAAAAUAAUUGUGUAGACGCUAUAGUGGAACAUAUCACGUGAUAAGAUUUUUUUAUGUACUUUCCAUUUCAACCGUUAGAUGUGAUUUCAACAAAUCCGUAAUGAAUCGCGCGAUAUAGACUGCUUGUAUAUGAUAAUUAGAUCUGAGUGAUUUCUUGAUUAAUGCAAUGCCCAUUGCAAUGAUUACAAUUACAUCUGGUCUAGUGUAUUUCAAUUCUUCAUUAGCAAACCUAAAAAUUCGACCAUCAAUCCCAGUGGCCCUUACGUUGUUGAAGUGCAAAUAUUUUUAUAACUAUUGUAGAUUCGGCAUACAAGUUCUUGCACCUUCAAUUCCGUAAUUUGUACCAUAUCUCCGAAUACGACCAUAUCUAAGACGCAUUGAAAUGAUGUCAUAAUAGAAUCAUUUCGCUGCUCUUCUUUUUCGAAACAGCUUUUUAUCAUGUCCUCCCAUGACCUAUGAUAACGAGUACAAAAUCCGUCCCUCUCUUCGCUGAAACUUCCUUGUUCUGUUUUCUAGGGUGCUUCUACACUUAAUUAAGUCAUAUCAGUUGUGGGCGUCACUGAGCGGCACGUGUGUAAAACACCUGAUAAGCGGAAUGGGGUCACGCGUCCCAGAAGUAGGGGGCGUAAAAGGGCUAUAUAAGGGACAGGCACGAAAACCACGGCCUCUUUUUUGGGUUCGGCUCCUUGAGUUGUGGCUGCCUUGUUUGCUGUGAGAAGGUAUGGAAUAAACCUUGUUUGUUGCUUGAACCCUUUUCGUUUGCUGUGUCUUCCUUGGCGACGGAACGGACGGACUGACGCCCCGAGGUUGUGGAAACACCGGGUUUCCACAACUGGCGCCCAACGUUUGGGGUCACAGUUCGUCCGUUCGACAGCGGGGAGGACGCAGCACGCGUUGUUAAUUUUUCCUUUGGUACGUUUUUUUCUUUUUCUUUUCUUUCAUUCAGGACCCGCCGGUUUGUUUGUGUUCUUUUUCCGGGGUGUCAUUUUUUUCUUUCUUUUCCUCUUCUGAGCUAGCGUUUUGUUUGUUCGAGUGUGUUUCAGUUGUUUUCGAGUGCUUCGCAGCUCCCACUCGGUGCCCGAGCCCAGGAGUCGAUGGAGCAUUCGCCGCCGCGAGGCCGAUACGACCUCCGGAACGGAUGGAAGGGCACGGUGCUGCAGGAGUCCCGUACGGAGGAAGGGUUGGUUUCCGGCACCGAGGCGCCUUCGGAGCCGAAAGGACCAGCCGGGGGCAAAGGAGCACAUGCAGUGCCUCCGUCCCAAGGUACGUCAAUUACGGUAUCUGCAGUGCCUGCAGUGCCGCAGUUGGACUCCGCUAUAACGACAGAACUCUUGUCACGCAUGACGGAGUUAUGUUCGUUGGUGGCACAACGCCUUGAUGCCGGGUCGGUUUCACCGCCGCAGACACAAGCGCCCCUGCGACUGAAUUUACCGGUCCCUACCUUCUCAGGGUACACCGAUAAAAAGUCGGUCGCAGACUUCUUGGAUGACCUUACAGCCUAUCAGACUGGUAUGGGAAUCUCAGAUGAAGUCCUGAUACAACGCAUCCUGCAGGUUGCUUUGAUCGGAGACGCCGCUCGCUGGCUUCGGCUGCAGUCGAGGUUUACGUCCGUUCAGGACUUUCAGAAGCGGUUUAAGAGCGAAUUUCUUCCACCGGAUUACGAAUAUCGUAUCCUGGAGGAGCUGCAUAAGCGUACUCAGCAUCCAGAUGAGACCUUAGCAGAAUUCGUUCGGGCCUUGCAAGACCUGUAUAGCAGAGCAGAACCUACUGCUACAGAAGAGCAGCGUGUGACGCGGGCUAUCCGUCAGUGUCAUCCUCGCUACCGGCCCUAUCUUCGAGCCCAUCGCUUUAAUAGCCUUGAGGCGCUGGCGCAAGAGGCUCGCUCAAUUGAAGGAGACCUCUUAGCGGAACUCGACUAUCGGCCCCCGCCGCCGCCUGAAUUGGCGUUAGAACCGCGCUGUGCGUGGUCAGCGGGAGCAGCCUCGGUUGAGCGCCCACCUGCAGUGGGACUGGAUGAGCCGAACCGCAAUUAUUAUGCGGAGCCAUCACGCCGAGCACCCGAUCCCUUCCGUUAUGAACAGAGGGCGAUCCCCGCAGGAACGAGCCUUGGCAGACCCGUCCUGUCCCAUAAUCAUGGGCAACCCGGCUAUUUAGCUGGCGAAACCCCAAGGAGGCCGCAGGAGCAACGGCAUGCUCCGCGGCAGCAACACAGAAUGCCAGCCGGCUGUUGGACGUGCGGCAGCCCGGACCACUUUCGUCGGGACUGUCCGCAGCAAAGACCAAACCCCCGUAAUGUGCCAACGGGAAACGGUCGCAGCCGACGCCGGUAAACAAUCGCUCAGCGACGUCGGCUAUCUGCCGAAAGAGCGAACGAACGGUUACAAUCCGUGACCCUGAUAAUUCAGAAGCUGGCUUUGCAAGCAGCAAGAUAAAAGGAGACGCUUUAGCUCCUUUUGCUUUUUCUGUCCGAGAUAACAUCGAGGACAAGGAACCAAACAUCGCUGUUCGAAUUUUGGGGAGAGAUUACAUCGCCCUUAUCGACACGGGAGCUACAGUCUCCCUUAUCGGCGAUUGUGUUUACGAGCACUGCGCAUCACGGAAUGUGGAAUUGCAAUCCACAGAUGUCACUCUACGUCUUGCUUCCAACGACGUGAUUCCCGCACAAACUGCAGUUGUGCUCUGGCUUCGCUUUGAUGGGAGACGACGAAAGCAGCGCUUCGUCCACCUUCCUGGCCUGGCAGUGCCCGUUAUCCUGGGCAGGGACUUCAUCAUCCGGCAGAAAUUUGUGCUGGACCUGCCCAAUGGAGGAUACGUCUACCACGGAUCGUCAGGAUUUUUUCCUUUCGCCGUGCCACAGGACAGCAGUUCAGCUAAGCAAGCUGCAGCAACGUCCGUCGAACCGUCCCCGCUCCCGACUGUCUUGGGGUCAUUCCAUGGUCCCGAGGAGGAGCGCCGUCAGCUUAAACAAGUACUGCGGCAGUUUGACGGUGUCUUCACGGAAAAACCCGGUAAGUCGUCUGAAGGGAGUUGCCUCAGGACAGAAGCCGCCGAUAUUUCGAACAGAGACUGUUCUUCUUCUGGGCACCGUCCUCAUCAUUGGCAUGGUAUUUAAAGGGUUAGGUGUGACGUGUUUAAAGGUUCAUGCGAAUUGUGGGUCAACA
Ornithodoros turicata is the source of this 4229-nucleotide messenger RNA. RefSeq lists its product as uncharacterized. NCBI's taxonomy places the organism in Eukaryota, Metazoa, Arthropoda, Arachnida, Ixodida, Argasidae. Gene Ontology annotation, molecular function: zinc ion binding; nucleic acid binding. Bases 2163 to 3398 code for a protein of 411 amino acids. The record is from RefSeq and is a predicted model, not a curated record. The transcript is spliced from 2 exons.